AUGUCCGAUGUCAAAGUCGAGAUCGACCGCACGGCCACCGACGGAACAUUUACCAACCACGACAUAAUCCGAGGGUCGAUCCACUUGGUUGUGACGAAGGCCAUCACCCUCAACUGGAUCCAGGCCAAGAUCGAAGGAAUUUCAACUACCCAACUUGCCAUUCCGCGGGAAAACCCACGCAAAGACCGCGAGCGCAAGGACAAGAUCAUCCGAGAUCAGCACAAGGUGUUGUACGACACCCAGAUUGUGUUUCCGCCAGACAAUGUGCGGCAAGUGAGCAACGCCAAGGACUUUACACUAGCCCCGGGCAACUAUUCGUACCCUUUUGAGUUCAAGAUCCCCUUGAACAACUCCUGCGUCAAGAUGAGUGGCAUCACCAACAAGGUGCAGAUGAAUAUCAAGUCUUUUGACGUUAUGAUCAACAAUGGCAAUCUCAGCACUACCUAUUUGCAAAAUAAGGCACACCAGUUCCUCAGCGACUACGCUAGUAGUGGUGGUGGUAACGGGGGCAAGGGGAAUAGGCCACCGCUGCCUCCACAGCUCCAUUACCACAUUACGUCUCAACUACCUCCCAGUUUAUCCGGUAUAGGCGAGUUUGCCAAUAUCAAAUACUUUAUCAAGGUUACAUGCAAACGGUCCUCGAUCUUCAAGACAAAUCUACGAGCCCACGAUCCGUUUAUUUUCCUACCUUUGGACUUGGAUGCCCUGGGCAGGCCCUUGUUGGGACCCGGGGAUCCGCAAUACGAGGUGGACUACAAGGAGGCCUUUGUGAGAAAAGAGGUGGUUUUCAGAAACAGAAUUCCGGAGAUUGUUGCAUUUAGAGUCCCUAGUCCCGCGAAGAAGAAAAAAUCGCCGGAAAAGGUCUUGCCCAAGGUUCCCUACAUUGCUCCCAAGAGGCAAGGCUUUUUAUCUCGCUUGUUUAGUGCCGAGACUUCCCCUAGUGCAUCCUCGUCAUCGUCGUUGUCGUCGAGUCCUGCUUGGGAAAAGAGUAACGGCGAGUAUCGCGGGAGAAACUCGGUGCCGGAGAUCCAUUGUAAAGAUGUGCCGUUUUCAUUUGAAAUUCGAUUCAGACACCCGGCGUUUUUAAUUCCUACCAAACCACCUUCUUUUAAAUUGUUUUUUAUAUCGACCUUGAACCCGUUGAGGUACACUUUGAACGCCUACGGCAGACCCGAAGAGUCAAACGGGUUGGGCGUUGUAUAUCUUCAAAAAUUGACCAUCACGUUGACUUCGACAACCACGGUGUCGGUUGUGGAAAACGAUGGUGCCUCACAUGAGUACCACAUGGGCCAGCACGAGGAAGUAAUGACGCUUUGCAACAAUACCUAUCAGAACUUGAAAUUCGACUUGAUGCACAGUCAGAUCAACAGAAACGCCACCUCCGUGGCAACAAACAUCGAUGCCUCGGGCUCGCUCUACGAGAUUGAGAUUCCGAGAAAGUACUACGACAAUUGUGUCAUCCCCGACCACAUCUCGCCCACUUUCAAAACGUGCAACAUUACGAGAAAAUACAAUCUCACCGCCAAGGCGGGUUUUUCAUGCGAGAGAAUCGACGAUUUCAGAAACCGCAAGGAGAUGGCGAACAAGGUCAAGUUUGUGGAGUUGCAGUGCGCCAACAUCAAAGUCUUGAGCGGGUUGAACAUGACGAGCGCGUUGCAAUCCAACGCCCUGAGGUCAUCGGUGCCGCGUCUUUCAAGUGCCUCGCAGGGCUCAUUUGCAAAAUUGCCCACGCCGCCCCCGUCUGUCCCGUUCAAUAACCGCGAGAGACAAUAUUCGCACAAUUCAAUCAGCCCCGCGUUGCAGCAGGGAACAACCACUCCCGUUUCGAACGGACACGGUUCUGGUAACGGUGGCAAUAGCAGCAUGGAGAAAUUCGAAGUGACGGGCGACGACAAUGCCGGGACGAACCAAGGGCAAAUGUUGCCCACCUAUGACGACGUAGUGUUGGAAAGCUCGUAUCAGGAUGACAGCGAGCAUCAGCGAGCUAGACGAAGGUACCAGCAGCAUGAGCAGUAUUACUAUAAUUUAGAUUAA
This is a messenger RNA of Lodderomyces beijingensis, 2034 nucleotides long. Lineage: Eukaryota; Fungi; Ascomycota; Pichiomycetes; Serinales; Debaryomycetaceae. The record is from the annotation of a GenBank genome assembly.